AAGCUCUUCCAUCAUUCAAAUAUAAUUUCCAAAAAUAAAAGAAAGAGAGAAUAAAUCCUAUGCUGGGGGACAUAUUACUAUCAUAUCCAGAGAAAUACGUCAAACGACCGAAACCUUAUCCAAACCGGUGAACCCAAUGGCAGAACGCCACGUCGGCGGCAAAGAUCGUGAUGUAUCCAAUGCUGGCUGUCUGAGGCCACAGAAUGCUCAUGUGGCUGUGAUGCAGAAUCUGCCACUGAGUUUUGCUUAUAACCCUUUUGGACUGCACAAAACUAAUCUGUAAAGUCAAAAUCAUCAAAUCACAGCUUGAAGAAGGAGAGAGACCAAGAAAAUCUGUAGCUCGAUCUCUCUCAGUUUCAGCACAACAAUGGCAACAACAGUCAUGACAUCUCUACCUCAGUUCAAUGGCCUCAGGCCCACUGCUUCAGCAGCUCCCGUGCAGAGUCUGGCUGCGGUUGUUCAGCCGAUGAGGCGCAAGGGAAAGGGAAGGUUGGGCGCUCGCUGCGACUUCAUUGGUUCGCCCACGAACUUGAUCAUGGUGACCACAACAACCCUGAUGCUGUUUGCUGGGAGGUUCGGGUUGGCGCCGUCGGCGAACCGGAAGGCCACCGCCGGUCUGAAGUUGGAGGCGAGGGACUCGGGUCUGCAGACCGGCGACCCGGCCGGCUUCACUCUCGCCGACACCUUGGCUUGCGGCAGCGUUGGCCACAUCAUCGGUGUUGGGGUUGUUCUUGGCCUCAAGAACUUGGGUGCCCUGUAAAAACAAAAUUGUUGAAGAAAAGAAGUUGCACUAGUUUUGUUCUA
Molecule: messenger RNA, 804 nt
Organism: Syzygium oleosum
Lineage: Eukaryota; Viridiplantae; Streptophyta; Magnoliopsida; Myrtales; Myrtaceae
Product: photosystem I reaction center subunit psaK, chloroplastic
Exons: 3
Coding region: 368-760 (130 amino acids)
Biological process (GO): photosynthesis
Cellular component (GO): membrane; photosystem I
Source: RefSeq, a predicted model, not a curated record